AUGAAGGGUAUCUCUGCGGCCAUUGGCGUCUUUCUAGCGCUCGUUGGCCAAGGCCGUGCGAAUCUCGAUAUUAUUACCCUCAAUGCUAAGGGCGAUGCCUGGAUUCAGGAGGCCAGCGCUACACUAGUUCUGGGAGAUGUUCCUAACCCAAUGGCAGGCGACGUUGCCUUAUGGAGUGCCAUCAUGAUGGAUAAGAAAGACUUCCUCCAGGGAGUCACCGAAAACGCGCUUAAGAGUCCGUACUGUCCUAACCUCGGCAGUAAAUGGUGUAACUUCGCGUAUACCCUCGUAGGCUCCCGUGAUGCCAAGAACGGUACACCAGUGAGCGCUGCACCCGGGUCUCGAAUUAAGACGCAUUAUAAAUUGAACCCUGAUACGAAUCUAUGGGACCAGAACCUCUAUGUAAAUGAUAAGCUGUUGUCUAGCAUUUCGACAAGCAAGGGACAGCAUGGAGUAAUAUUCUACGUCUCGAUCGAAUGUGCAGCAGGCACAUGUUCUCCUGCCCCAGCACACGCUCCUCGGGAUAUUGUUAAGCCUCUCCCUGAAAGGGCGACAGAAGAGGACAAGAAAUGGCAACCUGUUGCGGAUUUUGAUACGGACAGUUGUUAUAACACGGCAGCUAUCAGUCCCGAUGGACAGGUUAACCCCGGGCAGAGUCAUGACUAUUCGGGACCCUCAGAACAUUGCCGCGAUUCCGCGCGUCUCAAUAACAAUAACGUCUACUCGCGUAAGCGUUGCAAUAAUGGAUGGUGCGCUUUUAUUUACGACUACUACUUCGAGAAGGACGUCGCAAUCCCUUAUGUUGCUGACGCCGCUGGCCACCGCAACGAGUGGGAGCAUGUUAUCGUCUUUGUGAAAGAUGGAAAAGCAGAAUACGUGGCGGCGGGGAGUCAUGGAGGUUUCGACACGCGAAAAGCAGAGCAUGUCCGAUGGGAAGACGAAACUCACCCGAAGGUUGUGUAUCACAAACACGGAGGGAGCACCCACGGGUGGCGCUUCGCCAGGAAAGACGAUGAUAAAAUCGAGAACGAGAGGGGAGUUUGGUUCAAAGGCCCCCUAGUUUCUUAUAACGGCUUCCCCAGCAAGGAACUUCGCGACAAGUUAAUGAGCCACGACUUUGACAGAGAGAGGUCUAUAGCUAAGCCGCGCAUGGCUAUUAGCGACCGCUAUAUCAAAAAGAACUUGGAUAAAGCAAGGAAAAACAAAAUACCCGGAUUUGAUUCCGGAGUUGACGAUGCCCAAUCGCCCGGAAUCCCAUGA
This is a messenger RNA of Daldinia childiae, 1260 nucleotides long. RefSeq lists its product as uncharacterized. NCBI's taxonomy places the organism in Eukaryota, Fungi, Ascomycota, Sordariomycetes, Xylariales, Hypoxylaceae. The transcript has 8 exons. The record is from RefSeq and is a predicted model, not a curated record. The coding region runs from base 1 to 1260 and encodes 419 amino acids.